AUGGACGCAGGUUUAAAUAUGAGCGGUGGAGGCAAUCAGUUCGAUCUGCAAUUUCCGAUUCCAGAUCUCAGUACUUAUGAAAGUCCAAGCGGUUUUACGGUCUCAGGACCUACAAGAAAUCGUAGAGCACGGCUACAUUCAGCCACACCUUAUUCAAGGAAUAAUAACCGACCUGCACAGGCUGAUAAUGCAUCGAUAAACUGGUUGCGUGCUCUAAUCAAUAAAUUCAUUUCUGUGCCGAAUUUUUUAAGAAGCUUAUUUGAGUCGGUUAGAGCAACUCCUCAAAGGGAGAGUCAAAGGGGUGAAACAUCACCAAGACAUGAACAGCGGACUGAGAAUGAAAUGGAUGUAGAUCAACAGCAGCAUAAUGGUAUCUUUCAAGAAAGAUUGGUGCAAAGCAAUAGGAUAUUCGCAGAGCCAAUAAAUAAUCCAAAUGGUCUAAAUUCAAUAAGUCAUCAUCGAUCAGAUACGAUACAAAACAAUGCUAUUAAACGUAAAAGAUCCGAGGAUAAAUCUGUUUCUAUAGAUGCUAUUGAAGAGGAACUGUUAAAACAGGAACAAAUUGAAGACCAAACUUAUAAACCAGAUUUGAAAGAGCUUUAUUGUAAAAACAUUAGCCCAAAUUGGUAUAAACCAUUUAAAAACAAUCCAGAUAAAUAUCCUAAGUUUGCCUCUUCUUUGAGGGUCACAUCAGAUACAUAUGGUCCCGAUCAAAACUUAAAUUCACCAAAAGAAUCACCACCUCCUAAAAAAUUCAAACCUUCAAUCGUUCCUACUCCACGUUGGUUUGAUUAUUAUCCAUUGGAUAAAGAUGAGAACGCGAUUGACAGAAAAAGGACCGAAAAUAUAGUUGAAAAGAGAAAGGUUGAAGAAAAAACUAUUGAAAAAGACAAAGUAUUACAUAGAAGCAAAAAGGGCAAAGAAAAGGCAGAAAAUAUAAAUUUGGAACAUAAGCCGAUUGAGAAAAUAUCAACUGCAACUAAUCGUAUUAGUCCGUUGAAAGACCAAAAUUAUUUUUCAAUUCAACCACCGCCAGUUAUAGAAACGACACCCAGCACGAUCGUCCCUUCGAUUGGGAAUAUUGGAAAUCAGUCACCUGUCGCUGGUCCUUCUGAAAUUUCUAUUACAAUGGAGAACAAAGAAAAUAAUAUAACUACUCCAGUCACCACUUCACAAAGCGUAAAAUCUCCUUCUUCAAUGGAGUCUAUUGAGUUUACUCAUGAAAUUGAGAAUAUUGGCACACCAACACCAUUGAUCAACCAUAUUGCGAAUUCUUCCGCAAAAGAUAAAAUAGAACCACGACAAUCUUCACCUUGGUUCAAUAAAAUUCCUGUUGAUAAUGAGAGUCCAUUUCCUUUAUUGUCUGAAUCUAAGAAUGACAAGUUAGUUGAAAAACCAGCUCCUUUAAUUGUUAGUGAAAACCAUAAAGAUCAAAUUCCUACACCUUUAUUUAUUGAUUCUACUAAAACUGCUGAAAAAAAGGAUUCAUUAACUGAAUUUCCACUAAAAUCAGCUCAAUCAACACCUAUAACCGAUGAACAAAAAGGUGUUGAGAGUGAUAGCGUUAAUUCGUUUUUUAGUACCAAUAAGGCGCUGUUUAUACCAUCAAAACCCUUUACUCCUCUAGUUUCAAAUAGCUUGAAGGAGGAGGCCCAACAAUCUAUACCAACAACCACUCUACCAUUAGAAAAUAUAAAGGAAACAGGGAAAUCCCAAACAGAUGACGGAAACGAGGAGGAGAAAAUAACUAAAGCACUCCAGUCUCAACCGCAAGAAAAUCCAGUUUUAAAGUUUCAGAACAAUACAACGGCUCCUUCAAUUUUCGCUAAAAAUUUGUCGAUAGAUAAUAAAAAUUUGCCAUCAAGUCCGACAUUUGCUUCGAAACCUGAUUCUACAGCUACAUCAACUACUGUUACGACAAAUUUUUUCGGUUCAGUUGCACCAACUCCUUCCACGAGUCAGCCCUUUAAAUUUGAUACUAGUGGAAUGUUUAGUAGUAAUCCAAUUUUUUCGAAUGUUUCGAAUGAUGGAGACAAUAAUGGAAAAUCAGACAAACCUACAAAAUCAUAUAAGUCUAGUGGUCGGUUCAAAAAGAAUAAACGUUCGUGUGGAACUUCUGUGAUUGGAUCAGGUUCGGAAAACGUGUUAUUGAGUCCAAAAACUUCUUCAGUCGAUCAAAAUUCAAAUAUGUUACAAGGUUCCACUCCUACAACAUUUAAUUUCUCCUUCAUUCCAAAGCAAGAAGGUUCAACAUUAUUUAAUACACAGACACCGUCUCAGCCACCCUUUAAUCUUAAUAUACCCCAAACGCAGCAAACAUUAUCAACACCAACUGCUCCUAUUUUUGGUUCUACUGUGCCAUCUAGUUUACCAUCGUUUGGUACGAAUUCGUCAUCUUCAGCCCCAGCUUCUGUGUUUGGUACAAGUCAACCUCCUACUUUUACUUUUGGAACAAGUUCAAGUCAUGUGGCGUCUACCGGGUUCGGUGCAAGCCCAAGCCCAAUGACUUCUGGAAAUAUCUUUGGUGCGAACCAAAAUUCUAAUGCAUCUACUGGAUUUACCGGAUUUACUGGAUUUGGAGCAUCAAGUUCACAUAAUUUCAGUAAUCAAAUGACAUCAAAUGGUCAGUUCCAAUUUUCAAAUAUGUCGCAACAAGGUGAUUUAUCGAAGAUUCCAUAUCAACAAGAAAAUUCAUUCCAACCUCCUUCAUUAAACUUUAACUUCAACGGAAUGAAUGGUAGUAAUGGCCAAGGAUUUAGUAAUAAUCCAUUUGCUUCAAACCAAAACCAAAGCUUUAAUAUGUCUAACGGAGCUAUGAAUCCAGAUUCAAUCAAUCCCCCGAUAUUUAAUUUUCAUAGCGGAUCAGAUGUUGGUCAACAAACAGCGCUUCAAGGAAGAAGGAUUAGAAAAAUGCGUCCAAGGAAAAAGGAUUAG
This is a messenger RNA of Funneliformis caledonium, 2934 nucleotides long. The record is from the annotation of a GenBank genome assembly. NCBI's taxonomy places the organism in Eukaryota, Fungi, Glomeromycota, Glomeromycetes, Glomerales, Glomeraceae.